Molecule: messenger RNA, 2197 nt
Organism: Scylla paramamosain (green mud crab)
Lineage: Eukaryota; Metazoa; Arthropoda; Malacostraca; Decapoda; Portunidae
Product: probable glutamate receptor
Exons: 14
Coding region: 101-1996 (631 amino acids)
Biological process (GO): monoatomic ion transport
Cellular component (GO): membrane
Molecular function (GO): signaling receptor activity; ligand-gated monoatomic ion channel activity
Source: RefSeq, a predicted model, not a curated record
UCCUCGUCGCACUGAACUUCCCCUGUGAGCUGUCCCCGUGCAAGCCUCCACUGAGAGGUACAGGUUCAGUUUCUUCUUGGCUGUAGUUGUGGCAGCUGUCAUGAAGUCGCUGCUGGUGGUCGUCCUGACGGCCAGCUGUGCGUGGGGAGCGGCUUCGCGCUCCCUCCUCCCAGGCAACACGAUGGCUGCGGCAGUGGCGGCGUGUGCGUCAAUCCUGAGGACACACUCCCCGUGCAGCCACGCCACGCUGCUGCUCACUGACGGAGACAAGAAAGUGGACGCGGUGCAGGCGCCGCGAGGAGUUACCGUCUUCCAGGCGGGGGCUGAUGGCCUGAACGACAACAACACCCGCACUCACCUGAAGGAAACAGUCGACGACAUUCGGCAGAUGGGAGAGGUGCGGCACUGCCUGGUGGUGGUGGUGGUGAGUGAUGACCCAGCCUUCCUCGCCGCCUUCGCUCACCUGUCACUCACGCGUCACGCCCUUAGGUGGUCCACGAGGAUCCUUGUCCUCACUCGCCUCCCUCUCAGCCACCUUGACGGUCUGCACGGCCUUCUCUCCACCAGGAACGCCAUGCUGCUCCGAGAGGAGGAGGAAGGAGGAAUCAGCAAAGCGGAGGUGUACGUGUGGCAGCCGUACAGCGCCGCCAGCAGCAAGCCCUUGAGGGUGGCUACCUGGACCACACAGGGAGGGCUGACUCUCAAGUCCAGGAUGCCGCUCUUCCCUGAUAAGUUUUAUGUGUUCACGUCGCCACCGACCCUCUCCGUGGCAGUGGAGCUCAUACCGCACCACACGCUGGAGUGGGUCCCGGACUCCCGAGCCCCGGACGGCCGCCGCCUGGAGUACACAGGAUAUGCAGACAACGUCGUGCGUUACUUCGCCAAAGCGAUGAACUUUUCGUACAGGUACGUGGUGUCUCCUGAGAGGACCUUCGGCACCAAGCUGCCUGACGGAUCCUGGACCGGUGUGGUGGGCAUGCUGGUGCGGGAGGAGGCAGACUUCGUGCCGGGCCCCAUGAUUGUCAAUCUGGUGCGGAGGGAAGCAACAGGACACACGUCAGUGUACGCCAUGCAGAACGUGAGAAUCAUCAAUGGCCUGACUGGACUACAGGUAGACCCGUGGGGCUUCCUGCUGCCCCUCACGGCCCUGGUGUGGGCAGCCACCCUGGCGGCGCUGCUGGGGGUGCUCGCCAUUCUGAACGUGCUCUCCUCUUGUCUGCCCAGCAUUGCAGUAAGCCGUAGCAGCUUCCGCUCUGUGCGCGUCCUUCUGCAGCAAGACGUGGUGUGGCACACGGAGUGGUGGUGGUGGGAGCGUCUGGUGCUGGGGCUGUGGAUGAUGACGGUACUAGUGUUAGCAAAGAGUUAUGCCGGCAACCUCAUGUCCCUGCUGGCCGUGAGAUACAUGCCGCAGCCCUUCCAGACUCUGAGGGACGUCCUGGACCACCCGAGCGUGGUCAUGAUAUGGCAGAAAUUAUCAAGUUACGAACAGUAUAUCAGGAGUGUCGAGUCCGGAGUGUUUCGUGAGGUAGCGGAGCUGGAGAAGAAAGGUCGCCUCAAGUUCCACACACAGGCUCAGUACCUGACGAGUCUCGACAAACUGGUGCGGGCGGGCGAUCAUGCGCUUGUGGACGCGGCGAUCAGUCUCAGAAGCCUCAUUGCUCUAGACUUCUCGCAGAAAGGUCGGUGUGACUUCUACAUAUCCAGAGAUGGGUUCAUGCCGUCUCUGGCUUCCAUGUGGAGCCAGAAGACCAAUCCUCUCAUUCACGCUUUCAAUAAAAGGAUCGGGAGACUAAAUGCGCAGGGUUUGAUAUCGUACUGGAUGGAAAAUGUGCCUAACUUUACCGAGUGUGACAACAUUCCCAAGAAGAUGCUCGUCACCUCGUCCAUCUCCGCCUCCAACAUCUGGGGAGUGUUUGUGCUGCUGGGCGGGGGCGUGGUGGCCGGGCUGGCGGUGUGGUGUCUGGAGGUGCUCGUCAAGCCCUGGAAGGAGCACUGACUCCCUCUGGCAACCCCUGUGCUGCUGUCCUGCCUUCAUAUUUACCGGAAAAAAAAAAAAUGAGUAAAUAAAAUAAAUAAAUAAAUAAAUAAAUAAAAUAAAAUAAAAUAAAAUAAAUAAUCAAAUUAAAAAAUGAAUAAAUAAAUAUGUGGGUAACAAAUAAUGGAAUCCCUCAUGAAAUAAAUUAAUCUUGUUUUUGGG